AUGUCAGUCGAAGGUUUAGAUGGAAGAACCGUCCUGGCCUCAGUUACGGAAACAAUCAAUGCCCCAGCCAACGAAAUUUGGCCAUUUCUGUCGGCGAUCGGAGCCGAGCGGAUCCAGAUCCCGGGCUGCACCCGAUCCGCCGUGCUGGAAGGAUACGGCCUGGGCGCCGUCCGUCGCGUCUACUUUGGCGAAGUCUAUUUUGAUGAGCGCGUUCUCGUGUGCGACCACACUGCCUUCAAAUUGCAGUACGAAGUUCUUGAGCCGAGUUCGAGUCCGGCGACGGGAGUCCUUGCGGCCGUACAACUUCACUCUUCGGGUCCGGAGAAGACGAUUGUUACCUGGACAUCUGGAGCCAGGCGAGUUGAGCAGCAGCAUGAGGAUAGCGUUAAGUUGCAGGCUGUUGGAUUUUGUCAAGGCCAGAUCGCAUCUCUGAGGAAGCUGACUCAGACUGCAAAGGCUUCUUCGUAG
Molecule: messenger RNA, 468 nt
Organism: Colletotrichum acutatum
Lineage: Eukaryota; Fungi; Ascomycota; Sordariomycetes; Glomerellales; Glomerellaceae
Exons: 1
Coding region: 1-468 (155 amino acids)
Source: RefSeq, a predicted model, not a curated record